GGAGCCACAUGCUCGUUUGAUGCCAGGCCUCCCAAGCAGUAAGCGAAGCUUCUGCAGGGGCCAGAAUGAGGGAGCUUUGCUGCCAGAAUUCGGCGCUGAUGUAGGUCUGCAUGAGCUUUUUGUCAUGUCCUUUGCCUGGGCCUACCAUGAGACACCCAAGUACCAGCACCGUGAUCCCAUCACCUCUGAGAUGCUGCUGUGUGACCAGUGUCCACCGGGCACAGCCGUGGAGCACCACUGCACUUCCAACAAGCCCACCAUCUGCUCCCCCUGCCCUGAGAAGCGCUUCGCAGAGCAGUGGCACUGGGGAGACAGCUGCCAGCACUGCACUUCAGUCUGCAAGGAGAGACAGCUUGUCCAGAGGGAAUGCAAUAGUACACAUGAUCGUAUUUGUGAAUGCAUAGCUGGCUACCACCUGGUGGUGGAAUUCUGCGUCCCACAUACUGCCUGUCCGCCAGGCUCAGGUGUCUCCGUGCUGGGUACACCUGACAGUGACACUGUGUGUGAGAAGUGUCCCCAGGGCUUUUUCUCCAGUGUGGACUCAGCCAUGGAGCCCUGCCAGCCUCACCGGGAGUGCUCCCAGCUGGGGCUGAAGACCCUAAGGCAUGGUACAGCCACCCAGGAUGCGCUAUGCGAGAGUGAGCUCACUUUCGAUUGCUCUCAUCAGCUUGCAGAGUGCAACAAUGACAUCACCUUGUGCGAGGAGGUCAUAUUCCAGUUCAUGGCGUCUCCACCACUAGCUUCUGUACCGGUGGAGCGCUUGCUGGAGAGCCUGCCCGGACGUAAGGUGGAAUGGAAGAGUGUGGAGCGGCUGAAGAAGAACUGUAGCCCUCACCAGCAGGCCUUGCAUCUGCUGCGUCUAUGGCGGGAGAAGAAUAAAGACCAAGACAAGCUGUACACCAUCAUCCAAGGUGUGAGCCACUGUGAAAGGAAGGUGUCUCGCUGCACUAGCCUGAGGAACGUGACACUAGGAGACCUGCUAGAACUUGUAAACAGCCUCCCUGGAGAGAAGGUGAGCGAGGAGGCUGUUAAGGCGUUGGCUCUCUAUUGCCCUUCGCACCGCUACAUUGCGCAGCUGCUUCACCUGUGGAAGAGCCAGAAUGGUGGUCAGGACCUGGUCAAGGCUCUGUCCCACAGCCUACGCAAGCUUCGCUCACGUGGAGCCCCACGGCCCCUGCUGCGGUAUCUGAAACGGGUCAUCCGCAUCAUCAGCACCUCGUCUGUGCACCGCGUGUAUGAAAAAAUGAUUGCCAACAUGCUCCAGGACAGUUCAUGCUUCAAAUCCAAACCCUACAAUGACUAAAAUCCUGGAAGCGUAGGAAGGACGGCUGAAGUGAAGAAUUAUUUAAUUGCAGAGAGAGGUGUAUAAAAUUUCACUUUUGGAUAAAAAGCGGGACAGAAGGGGUGGGUGGGGUUCUGUUUUGGUGUUUUCAGUAGAAGCAAUAAGGGACAAAAAUACUUUUGUGCCCUGCUUUUCACAUCUCUUGUUGGACUGCUUCUACUGAAGCUCUAAACAAAAGAAUGUCGGAUAUGAAUGUACAGUACAGUGGAGUGCAAUUGUGUUUUAUUUAAGUAAUGGUGUGUUUAAGGUUUAUGUUUAUCCCAAUUUGCUCUAAAAAUUUUCUAUUUAUCAAUUUGUCAGAAAACUGGACUCUGAAACUACAUUUCGUAUUUGAAAGCAAAUUUUAUAUGUUUAUUUUAUAUUUGUGGCUUUUUUACAUUCAGUUUUAUUUUAUAUGAAUAGUUUACUUCAUAAUAAGGUGGCAGUGACAAGCAACAUGUUGAACUAGAUGUGCACUGUAAAUAUGUGGCUGAAUUUAAAGAGCGUACUAGUCCCAUACGUAUGUCAAGAUACACAAGGUAAAUAUUUCCACAGCCUAACUUAAAUAUACAGUUCCAUGUCAAAGCUGUUCCCAUGUUUUUUUAUAUUGCAUGUCAGGAUGCAUAUUGCAUACUGUUUUCUUUAUUCAUUAUGGGAUUAAAUUUCCUCUGAUGCCAUUUUUGCUCACGGUUAAGUUGCGAAUUUGCUCAUAUUUCAGAGAACUGGGGAACUCCCUGGCACUUCUCUUUGCAGGCUUUGUCCUGCGAUUCUUGCUUUGCUGUAUGUUUUGAGUGUAUUUUUGAAAUCCCUUUGUGUAAAUAUUUGCCUAUAUAUUUUUUUGCAUUGAACAUUUUGUAUGAAUCA
This is a messenger RNA of Pygocentrus nattereri (red-bellied piranha), 2185 nucleotides long. Its product is annotated as tumor necrosis factor receptor superfamily member 11B. Gene Ontology annotation, molecular function: protein binding. The record is from RefSeq and is a predicted model, not a curated record. The transcript is spliced from 5 exons. The coding region runs from base 20 to 1303 and encodes 427 amino acids. NCBI's taxonomy places the organism in Eukaryota, Metazoa, Chordata, Actinopteri, Characiformes, Serrasalmidae.